AUGAAAAUUGGGAUGUCAGAGCACUCUUUUGACCACCUUUGGGAAACAGUUACAACAGCUGCUAUGCAGAAAUAUCCAAAUCCUAUGAAUCCGAGUGUAGUUGGAGUUGAUGUAUUAGUCAGACAUCCAGAUCCCACCGGAAAAUUGCAUAGCCGUAGACUUCUUAGCACAGAGUGGGGAAUGCCUUCUAUUGUAAAAUCGCUUAUCAGCGUAGCAAGAAUUAAACCGUAUGUACAGGAACAUUCUGUAGUUGAUCCUGUAGAGAAAACAAUGGACUUUAAAUCCACUAAUAUUUCAUUUACAAAUUUGGUUUCAGUAGAUGAGAGACAUAUAUAUAAACCACAUCCUCAAGGACCAGGAAAGACCAUUUUGACUCAAGAAGCCAUUAUCACUGUGAAAGGAGUAAGCCUUAGUAGUUAUCCAGAAGGACUGAUGGAAGGUACAAUAUUAUCUAAUGCUAAUAAAGGCUGUGAAGCAAUGGAGUGGGUAAUUAACAAAUGAAAUGCUGAGA
This is a messenger RNA of Monodelphis domestica (gray short-tailed opossum), 511 nucleotides long. The record is from RefSeq and is a predicted model, not a curated record. NCBI's taxonomy places the organism in Eukaryota, Metazoa, Chordata, Mammalia, Didelphimorphia, Didelphidae.